GAGUGUGCAGGAAAGAAAGAAAGAGAGAGAGAGAGAGAGAGAACACACAUCAGGACAACACAACCCCCAUUCCCCAACGGAAAAUCUGUGCCUUUCCAGCUCCUGGAACUUCCGUGACCACAGAAAGGGGUCCACCGGUGGGCUCCUGGGUUGGAACGUUAGCCGGGAUGGCUGUUGUGCCGAUGGGAAUGGGAGCUCUCCGUUUUUAACACCGGGCGGAGGAACACCGAACACUGGGUGUAUGCAGCCUGUCACCAACACCCACGCACUCGGCCUUCCCAACAUCCUUUCAUAGGAUUCAAACUGCGUUCGAUUUAGAGCAGACUGUCGGAGGCCGUCUAAAAUGAGGAGACCGGGGCCACAGAAAGCCAUAGAGUGGAGAGACGGCAGAAGACACAAGUAUGCUCGGAGCGGCCGCCCGUCAAACACUCCGUCUCCGUACCAAGGUCAUUUCAGUUGGGACAAAUAUCUUAAGGAGACGGGUGCUGUUGCUGCUCUUUCCCAAUGCUUUAAGCAGUCCUUCGUGCCGCCCGUCAACGAGUUCAAGAUCGGGAUGAAGCUGGAAGCCCAGGACCCUCGCAACGUGACGUCCACCUGCAUCGCGACCGUGGUGGGCAUCACCGGCGCCCGGCUCCGCCUGCGGCUGGACGGCAGUGACAACAAGAACGACUUCUGGCGGUUGGUGGACUCCUCGGAGAUCCAACCCAUCGGGAACUGCGAGAAAAAUGCAGGGAUGCUUCAGCCGCCCCUCGGGUUCCGUCUGAACGCCUCGUCCUGGCCCAUGUUCCUGCUGAAGACCCUGAGCGGAGCAGAAAUGGCCCCGGUGCGAAUAUUUCACAAGGAGCCACCGUCACCCACGCAAAACCACUACAAAACGGGGGUGAAACUGGAGGCUGUGGACCGCAAGAACCCGCACUUCAUCUGCCCGGCCACCAUUGGCGAAGUGAGGGGCACCGAGGUGCUGGUGACCUUCGACGGCUGGAGAGGAGCCUUCGAUUACUGGUGUCGCUACGAUUCCAGAGACAUCUUCCCCGUGGGCUGGUGCGCUCUGACCGGGGACAACCUACAACCCCCGGGGACUAAGGUAAUCUUUCCAAAGAACCCCACUCCACCACCUCCAGACGUGAGCAGUGAGAAGCUCAGCAUGCAGGCCCCCCCGAGGUGCAUCCCUGAGCACCUCCCAGCCCAGCGAGGUCGCAAGCCGGGUCGCAAGCGUGGCCGGGUGGGCCUAACCUCGUGCGGGGACAAACCAGACCCCCAACACCCCAUCCCCUCGCCCGCCAAGACCCUAGAACCGUUAAAAAUUCCAAAGAAGAGAGGACCAAAGCCUGGGAGCAAGCGGAAACCCCGAGCUCUGCAUAACCCCGUCCCCAGCUCUCCCACCUCCAGCACACCAGAGCCCGACACCAGCACCGUCCCACAGGACGCUGCCACAAUCCCCAGCACGGCCAUCAUGCAGUCCCCAACAGUCUGCGUUUACUUGAACAAGAACGGCAUCACGGGCCCACACCUCGACAAGAAAAAGCUGCAGCAGCUCCCUGACCACUUCGGGCCAGCCCGAGCCUCCGCAGUCCUGCAGCAAGCUGUGCAGGCCUGCAUCGACUGUGCCUACAACCAGAAAAUGGUCUUUGCCUUCCUCAAACAGGGCCACGGCGGAGAGGUCAUAUCAGCCACGUUUGACCGGGAGCAGCACACGCUGAACCUGCCGGCGGUGAAUAGCGUGGUGUAUGCCCUGCGCUUCCUGGAGAAGCUCUGCCACAGUCUGCGCUGCGACAUCCUGUUCGGGAGCCAACCGUUCAGCCAGGGCUCCGCGGCCAAUCACAUCGCCCCCGAGUAUGAAAUCGACCGCUUCAAACCAGGUAAGACCGACUCCGUGGAGGGAAGUGUUCAAGGCUCCGUUAAAGGCACCAAACGAUUUUUGCAAGACUCCCCGCUGUACGGCGCUCCUCUCUCGCCCAAACUCUCCAAAACUGACUGGCACCCGUCGAAAGCCGAGACCUUUGUCCUGGACGAUGGAUUUCCCCGCCCCCCCGAGCACCGGCUCAACCCCAUGGACUCCGCCCUCAACUCCGUCAACUCGUCCAGCCCCACCCGCCGCAACUCCAGGGAGUUCCGUGUGUACCGGCCCCUCCACCACUCGACCAGCCUAACCCAGAACAAGCCAGUGACCUUGAGGAGGCUCAGCUCCGGAGGUUCGGAUCGCUAUAUGGCCUCGCGGGACCCCCCUCGUUCGAUCGGCAGAGACCCCUCCACCUGGACCGUGGAGGACGUGAUGCAGUUUGUGAGGGACGCAGACCCCCAGUCUCUGGGACCUCACGCGGACCUCUUCCGGAAGCACGAGAUCGACGGCAAAGCUCUGCUGUUAUUACGGAGCGACAUGAUGAUGAAGUACAUGGGCCUGAAGCUGGGACCAGCCUUGAAGAUCUGCUACCACAUCGACAGACUCAAGCAGGGAAAAUACUAACCCGGGACCUGGGCGGAAAGCGAGACUUUCAACCAAAUUCCAAAAAAAAUAUAUAUAUAACGCCAGAACAGGGAGCUGGCCAGACAGCUCCAGGCGAGGAGGACGGUGGCUCGAAGGGCAAUUUGGUCCAGUUCUGCCCCUUUGCUUCCCAAGGUGGGACCCGUCAAGAGUCAGCAGUUGAACCGGAUUUUUUUCUCAACGGGUCAAUC
Callorhinchus milii (elephant shark) is the source of this 2673-nucleotide messenger RNA. RefSeq names its product Scm polycomb group protein homolog 1. Lineage: Eukaryota; Metazoa; Chordata; Chondrichthyes; Chimaeriformes; Callorhinchidae. Gene Ontology annotation, molecular function: protein binding. The transcript has 16 exons. Gene Ontology annotation, biological process: regulation of DNA-templated transcription. Gene Ontology annotation, cellular component: nucleus. Bases 344 to 2464 code for a protein of 706 amino acids. The record is from RefSeq and is a predicted model, not a curated record.